Nakaseomyces glabratus is the source of this 459-nucleotide messenger RNA. RefSeq names its product cytochrome c oxidase subunit VI (gene COX6). NCBI's taxonomy places the organism in Eukaryota, Fungi, Ascomycota, Saccharomycetes, Saccharomycetales, Saccharomycetaceae. Gene Ontology annotation, cellular component: mitochondrial inner membrane. Gene Ontology annotation, biological process: mitochondrial electron transport, cytochrome c to oxygen. The record is from RefSeq and is a predicted model, not a curated record.
AUGUUGUCCAGAACACUACUCAGAGCACCAGUCUUCAAGAGAACUUUGUUGACAUCAGCUACUAGGGCUACUCCACUCUCAUUGAGAGUUGCUACGUGGAGUCCGCAAAUAACCUCCAUUAGAAAGUACUCCGACCACCACGAUGAGGAGACAUUUGAAGAGUUCACUGCUAGAUAUGAGAAGGAAUUUGAUGAAGCAUACGAUUUGUUUGAAGUCCAAAGAGUGUUGAACAACUGUUUCUCUUAUGACUUGGUCCCAGCCCCAGCUGUCAUCGAGAAGGCUUUGAGAGCUGCUAGAAGAGUCAAUGACUUGCCAACUGCAGUUAGAGUAUUUGAAGCUUUAAAGUACAAGGUUGAAAAUGAGGACCAAUACAAGGCUUAUUUGGAUGAACUAAAAGAAGUUAGAGAAGAAUUGGGUGUUCCUCUAAAGGAAGAUCUAUUCCCAUCUUCAUCCCAAUAA